UCCCAUCAGUUCGUUUCAUACCGUACAAGAUUCAGCAUCCACUCACUAUUUAUUUUACCAAGAAAUUUCCUAUACCAACCAAUUUACCAACCAACUAACUACCAAACCAACCAACCUUCACCAACAUAUCUACAUAACAGCAAAUAUUAAAUAAAGGGAACACUAACUAAACCAAACCAGCAAGCAGCAGGUAAAGUUGCUGAGAUCACCUUAUUUAUUUUGCACAUUAAAUACUCUCACCUCGUCACGUCACACGUCACGUCACGGCACGUCACAAUUUUCGUUGACUCAAGUUUUGAACAGUUUUUUGAAAUAUAAAAACAAGUGCAAAAACUUUUAAAAGUUUGCAAUUUUGCAAGAAUUGCAAAAUUGGUGAAGAAAAAAAAGUGUGAAAACAAAAACAGAAAUGUCGAACAAGACAAAGUUCAACUUGUCGUUUGCGGGGUGUGGAUUUUUGGGAAUUUAUCACGUCGGGGUGGCCGCCUGUUUGAAAAAGUAUGCCCCCCAAUUGGUCGUCCAUAAGGCGUCGGGUGCCUCCGCGGGGGCAAUUGCGGCUUGUUGUCUGCUCUGCGAUGCGCCAUUGGGUCAAAUAACAAAGGACGUUUUACGAAUUGCAACGUUAGCUCGAGCCAAAACACUGGGACCGUUCAGCCCUUCAUUUAACAUUCAGAAAAUUUUGAAAGACGGUCUUGAAAAGAUUUUACCAGAAGACGCGCACAUCAGGGUCAGCGGAAAGUUACACAUUUCCCUCACAAGGGUGUACGAUCGUCAAAACGUUAUCGUCUCUCACUUCAACUCCAGAGAAGAAUUGAUCCAGGUGAUUCUGAGCUCCGCCUUUAUUCCAUUGUUUUCCGGCUGGAUGCCCCCAAAAGUGGGAGGGGCUCGCUUCAUGGAUGGCUGUUACAGCGACAAUUUGCCAAUUUUAGAUGAAAAUACCAUCACAGUGUCACCAUUUUGUGGAGAAUCCGACAUUUGUCCGAGAGAUCCGACCGCAAAUCUAAUGCAGGUCAACCUUGCCAACACAUCGAUCGAGCUGUCACGCCAGAAUUUGUACCGAUUUUCCCGAACUUUAUUCCCCCCGAGGCCGGAAGUCUUGUCAAAAAUGUGCCAACAAGGGUUCGACGAUACGUUGCGAUUUCUCGCGAGGAACGACCUUAUCGGAUGCGACACGUGCAUGACGAUGGAGCAGUCGCUCAGUUUGGGGGUGGAGUUGGACGAAAUGGCGACAAAGAAUUAUGAGAGAAUCAUGUCUGAAGAAUCCUGCCAUCAGUGUAAAGUUCAAAAACAGGCCGCCCUGCUGGACAGUCUUCCCGACACGGUCGUGUCCAUUUUACAGGACGCCAUCGAAUCCGGAAACAAGGGUCUCCUCAACUGGCUCUUUUCUCACAAAACGAUGAAGCUCAUCUCCUUAAUGUCUCUCCCCUGUAUUAUCCCUGCCGACAUUGCCUACGCCACGGUGCUCAAACUCUUCGAGACUGCGCCCAAGUUAACGUACAAUUUGAGAGUGUUGAGUCAAGCCGUGUUACAACUCGUGGCACAAACACUAUCAAACAUUAGUCUUUCUCCGGCCGCUUAUUCAGCCAAGUUGACGUGUCAAGUCGCCAUCACGGAGUAUAAUGAAGAUAUCGAAGCUCCUUGUGACGAAAUGACCUCGUCGCCAUCCUCCCUUCAAAGGAAGCAGUCUAUCCGAAACAAGAUGAAUUUCGGAUUCACACUCAACAUCGAUAACGGCCGAUCUGACAACAUGCAAUUCAUCGACGACAAGAGAUCAUCCAUUGUCGAAUUCGGGGACGAAGAUGACGACACGUUUGAACGCUUCUUAUCCGUCACGUCGCACCAGGACACCCUAAUUUCUUCCUAUUAUCUUAACAAUGCCGAUAACCAGGUCGAGAUUACGGAAGUAUUUGAGAUUAAUGAGACGACCGUGCCUUUGUGUGACCUUGACCCCUCGUCGUCUCACCACGACGGAUCGUCAACGGUCGAAAUUGAAGAGAUUUUUGAUGAUAAUGAUCCAAAUUUUGUUCAACUUACAAACUCUCAACUGCCCCUCAGCCACAACGUUAUGCCAAUCGUGGCAGAGAUUUAAGCUUAUCAAGGAUGAUUACCUUAUCGCAGCAACAGUCACCAAAUGAACCUUUACGAAAGAAAGGUUACAUAUUAUGCAUUCCUAUUCAAAUAAUUCCAAACCUAACUAACUGAUUUCACAAAUAUAAGUAAUUAUGUAAUUAUAGAGUUAAAUGUAAGAAUAGUUACCUUAUUAUUUUUUGUUUCGUGUACAAAUAUACUAAUUGUAAAGUACGAAAUACGAUCCAGUCCAGUCCAGUAUGCUAAUUAAUAAUUAAUUGCUAAUUACUAAUUACCUGACACAUAAGAAUCCCUUAUUAAUUAUGUGAUACGUAAGUAAUUUAGUAAAUUAAGUUGGAUACUUUGCAUUGCUAAUAGUCCUCGUCAAGCAAUGUGCUGCGGUCAGUCGGUCGGUCACGUCCUUUCGUACUUAUCGCAGAUAAGAUAAAUAGUCGUCGUAAUAUAUUUUAUACUAAAUAGUUACCUGGUUUAAUUAAGAGUACGUAUCUGGAGUGGACAUUGUAUUUACGACGUUAUUUUAUUUUAUAAAUGCUUAAUUUUUGCAAAUCGUAUUUUUUGCAUAGUUUUUAUUAUUAAUUGGAUAAUUUUAACGCUUUGAUUUUACGUACGUGUAAUAAUUAUGCAAAUGAGAUUCUGUACCAAUAAUGAGUAAGAUAUGCACAUGAGCGGUGAAUACUAAUAAAGAAACAAAGAUCAAAAUG
Molecule: messenger RNA, 2786 nt
Organism: Folsomia candida
Lineage: Eukaryota; Metazoa; Arthropoda; Collembola; Entomobryomorpha; Isotomidae
Product: 1-acylglycerol-3-phosphate O-acyltransferase Pnpla3
Exons: 9
Coding region: 407-2086 (559 amino acids)
Biological process (GO): triglyceride catabolic process; lipid homeostasis
Cellular component (GO): membrane; lipid droplet; cytoplasm
Molecular function (GO): triacylglycerol lipase activity
Source: RefSeq, a predicted model, not a curated record